Molecule: messenger RNA, 2738 nt
Organism: Brassica napus (rape)
Lineage: Eukaryota; Viridiplantae; Streptophyta; Magnoliopsida; Brassicales; Brassicaceae
Product: nitrile-specifier protein 2-like
Exons: 4
Coding region: 1-1170 (389 amino acids)
Biological process (GO): nitrile biosynthetic process
Cellular component (GO): cytosol; nucleus
Molecular function (GO): enzyme regulator activity; protein binding
Source: RefSeq, a predicted model, not a curated record
AUGGUUGUUCGUCAGAGAGAGGGAGAAGAAGCAGAGAGGCUUCAUCAAGGAUAUCCGCUCAAACCCGAUAUCAAGCUCGAAUUCACCUCUACUGGCCGACACCAAACCCGAGCGGUGCUUCACGGUGUCACUACAAGCGACUGGCUAGCUCAGGCUCAAGCCGCCGUGGAGCAGCCUGACUCUUCCGUCUCUGAUCUCGGGCCUAAGAAGUCGUUUAAUGUGGAGCAAAAAGGAGAGGGUCCAGGGCUAAGAUGCUCACAUGCCAUAGCGCAAGUAGGAAACAAGAUUUACUCAUUUGGUGGCGAGUUAUCACCAAAUCAGCCCAUCGACAAAGACCUUUACGUCUUUGACCUCGAGACCAGGACUUGGUCCAUUUCUCCAGUCACCGGAGACGUUCCGCACCUCUCUUGCUUAGGCGUCCGUAUGGUGUCAGUUGGAUCAACCAUCUAUGUCUUCGGUGAAAGCCGAGACGCUUCCCGCAAAUACUACGGUUUCUACUCUUUUGACACGACCAAAAACGUGUGGAAACUGCUAACUCUGGUCGAAGAAGGACCCACUCCUCGUAGCUUCCACUCUAUGGCAGCCGAUGAUAAAAACAUUUAUGUUUUCGGUGGAGUGAGUGCUACGGAGCGUCUCAAGAACCUAGACGCCUACAACAUCGUUGAUCAGAUGUGGGUACAGUGUGCGACUCCAGGAGAGUCGUUUAGCAUAAGAGGAGGAGCCGGGCUCGAAGUAGUGCAAGGGAAGGUUUGGAUGGUUUAUGGAUUCAACGGAUGCGAAGUAGAUGAUGUUCAUUACUACGACCCUGUUGAAGACAAAUGGACACAAGUGGAAACAUUUGGUGAGAAGCCUUCCGCGAGGAGCGUUUUCGCUAGUGCGGUUGUUGGGAAACACAUUGUGUUGUUCAGAGGUGAGAUAGCGAUGGAUCCAUUAGCUCACGUGGGUCCGGGGCAAUUGGCCGGUGGGACCUUUGCGAUGAAUACAGAGACAUUAAAGUGGGAGAGGUUGGAUAAGUUAGGUGAAGAAGAGGAGACUCCGAACAUCAGAGGAUGGUCGGCUUCCACAAGUGGUACCAUCGAUGGUAAGAAAGGGCUUGUGAUGCAUGGUGGGAAAGCUCAGACCAAUGGCCGUUUUGAUGAUCUCUUCUUUUACGGGAUUGACUCUGCUUAAACUCUUUAAAACGCUGUUAGAUGAUAACCGCUUGCGAUUGUGUGUUUGUGAUUUAAUAAAGAGAGGGUCGUGAUAGUUGAUAUCAUAUGAUCCUUUGUCAGUGUCUCCUUUUUUUUUGUUUAUGUAUGUUUGUUUGUUAUAUAUUUCGUGUUUUAUCAAUAAAAUUUCCUAUUUUCUCCAAAAAAAUCAGAGAAUAUAAAGAAAGAAGCCAAACUAAGAUCAGAGCCAUGAAUCAUAAAUCAAAACAAUCUUAUCUAAUAACAUAAAGUAGAAGGGGAUUCUCUUCUGAUCAAGCCACGUCACUAAUUCGUGUAAGGAGAGUGCGACACUGUCCACUUACGUUGAUUAAACUGAAGCAACCAUAGUGGGCUGCGUUAUGUGUAUGUGGCUUUGUGUUCUCUCAUGAAACUCAGCCCGAUAAUGACGUAAGCUUCUCUCAAUCUGCGUUUCCCUGGAAUUUAGGGUUCAUCCCAUUAUUCAUUUUUUUGGCUUAAUCUUUAAUCCCGUUCUUUGUUCUACGCAAUUUGAAAGCUUGAGAUGCAGUAGUUGAUGUGAGAAAACUAUUCGUUGGAUUUCGAUCGCGUCGUUUGAUCUUCUAGGAUGGUGUAUAAGACGAAUCGUCAUGAAGCAUCUCUGAUCGAGUUUCAGUGGCGUCGUUUUGUAUGAGAUUAGGAGGACACAGGAGCUUGCCAUCUUCCAUCAACACAUACUCCUGCUUGAUUUUAAAGUUAUUAUGUUCUUAAUGAUUUUGGGAAGCAAGGAAUCUCUCUUUCUCUCUUUGUUUGCCUGUUGAAUCGUUUUAGUGAUGGUGAUUUACAGGGGACCGGGCCAGAGCCAUAACUAUGGACUCCUUCAGAUCUUACUCUGUCCAACAGAUCUUCCGAGCAUCUCACUGUUGCGGAGAUUCUUGCUUGGCUUAAUAACGACAGCAGUGAAGAUGGCGCUUCUUGGUUGGCUCAACGGCGAGAGUCUGCCUUCACUGUGAUUUCAUCAAGAGAUACAAACGUUUUUUAUUUGAUCGAUUUCUGCUUUCCACCUAUGCUUGAUUGAUUCUUUUGUGUUUGAUGUGAUUCGCUGUCUUCCAUUGAUCAAAGAAUUAUACUAGAGCAUCCAUCAAGGAAAAAGAUGAAGAAGCCAUAUAUGGGUAAGUAGAAAUUCUAAAGUGUCUUUCUAUAUGAUUCAAGGAUCUAAGAGUCUCUUCAUAGGUAUGUUUAGUUUACUCAUACGUUCCUCUAUUCAUACUAACAAUCUAAUAUUUUUUGAAAGUGGGGUGCUGCAUAUGUAUCCGUGGAGGACCAGAAGAAGCGCGUUUAGCUAUGCAGAGGUAUGUCUAUGCAUCUAAAAUUUAUAUUUGAUGUAUCAUGUUAAUGUCUUUGUGUUGAUCAUUCUGUUUAUGUACAAUACUUGGAACUUAUAUAGUGUGAGUAUGAUCUCAAGAGAUGUGUAGAUUUUUACAAGCUGAGUCACAACAUCCCCAAUUCUGAUGAAUAAACCUCUUAUCUUAUACUUAUGUAACUGACCUUACAAAGGAAGAUGAUCCCCUGAAUCCAGCUGUAACUAGGGUGAUG